AUCUUUCUAUUGUGGCGUAGAAAAUUGGGUGAAGUUUGUUGUGACGGGCCCGAAAUUGGUCGUGAUGUGUGAGAUCAGAAUGGCAUAGGUGUUCUAUUUUCGGAUAUAAUAUGGCCACUUAUGACGACAAACAGUGGAUUUUGUCUCAUAUUCAAAAUUCUUACGUCACGAGCGAUGAUACAGGACUGUGUGAAGUGGUUGUGCAGCCAGAAGCCGGAGCAGCUUCGGUGGUUGAAUUCCCCUUCUUGGCAGACUCAGAAUCACCACCGCAAGGCCAAGAGGAUCCACCACUGCACUCCCUAGAUAUUGCCUCUGAUAUGGACUUUGUGGGGCACAGAAAGAGGUCAGAUACAGCGCAGAGGUUAGAGAUAAUGCGAAGAGAGAAAAAGAAUGCUUCUAAAGUGAAACGCAUAGCUUGGAAGCACAGUGAUGGAGUAGUUGAUGAAGCGGAGUUGAAUGAGAUGUUUUCUCGCAAAGCUGUGAUUAAUUCUAGUAGUAAUCCCGUUGAUCAAGAGAAUCCUAGGACUGUUAGUUCCUUACUUUCUCGCCUCGUGCAACAGUUUCCUCAGGGAUCCAAUAACCCCUUUUUGGAGUAUGCCCAAAUUUGAUGGCACGACUCACACUAACGUUCAGUCACGUCGCAUCAGCAUUUACCCUCUGAUUGGGGAGAAUCCCACUCCUACUUACCCAAUGGUUGUCUCAAUUGUGAACUGCAGUCAGGCACGGAUUGUUGAUCUCAUUGGCCUUACGUGUUGGCUUUAUACCAAAGAAAAUAGGGAACCGUCUCUAAAUGGUGGAGUCGAGAAUUAUGUGCUUCAUAUCGCAGAAGAGGAUGGUCAAGUAGACUGGGAUUUCCAAGCUCUACGAAACAGAGACCUCUUAGAUAAGUUUGGAUUUAACGUUUUGGCUCUUGUUGAGAAGAAGAAGGCACAUGAGUCGUCCCAAGACAUUGUAGUCACUUUAAAUGUUGCAGGGGGUGCCUUUAGUAAAAUUACUGUUGAGAACAACGAUAUAACUCUAAAGGAGAUUCUCAACCGAACAAUAACUAAAAGAAAAGACAUGGUUAGAAUUGUAGAAUCGGGCUUAGAUUAUCACUUGGAAAAGGAUCAUGAACCUGGUGUGGCGUUAGAUCCAGAGAAGACAUUAGCUGAUGUCAAUUGUACUGAAUUUGCUGUUGUAAGAGAUAAUAGUAAACGUGUGGAGAUACCGCUCAAUACAACUGGAAACAAUAUGUCAAGUGUAGAGGCAGUUUUGUACAGAUCAUACAAAGUGACAUGGUUGCUCAAGUUUGGAAAAUGUGAAGCAUGUCUUGGCAUAUCAGGAGACAAGCUUGAGGUUCACCCUCUUCAGCAAAAGGUUGGUGGUGGUUUGUUGCCAUUACGUAGCCCACAUCCGGUUACCUACAACAUGGAACUAGUCGUUGAUUGCUCUCGGAAAGCAGAAAAGAAAGGUAAAAUGGAAAUUCAAGUGACAUGUCGUGGUGAGAAUCGUUUCAAGGACUAUGUGUUUGAGUGUGAAGCCAAAGUUGGUCAAGAAAUUCUUGAUAAAUGCAAACAUAUCUUUGAUUUGCGGUCUAGCACAGCACGCAAAGAAUUUUGGCGAGAGAGGAGAAGACACAGCCUUUCAAUGCGGAGAAGACCGAGGCCUGUUAAUCAUAUUAAUGAAGUAUGAUGAUUGUUAGUGCUUCCACGUAUCCAUUGCAUUGUAAUAUACAGCAAUAUGAGGAUAAAGCAGAACAUUUCCACAGUUUUGUGGGCCAAAAUCACAAAAUGUUCCAAGAAGCUGUUUCUUUGUAGUCUCGACUACAUCUCUUAGCUUGGGGUGUUUGACAUUUGUAUCCUAGAGGGUUUCCCAUGCGAGCAUAAAGGGUAUCGUGAUCAUGGUGUGAUAUAAAGUAGUCAGCUUUUCAUUGACAAAAAAGAAGACAUGUAAGAUAGUUCUGUGUAUUGUUAGAAUUAAGAGUUCCUCAUUUUUGAUGAAUAAAACUUUUUCAAGAGUUUGAUAUGCCUUAACAUAGGAGCUGAUUUGUAUUGAAAGUUUUUACUCUGAAAUGUGGACAUCAGUAUGUCCUUUUAUUAUAGGUAUACUGUUAGUAUAUCUGACUGAAUUUAGGUUUGUUAAAUGAAUUCUUGGGUCAUUGCUUUCUGUUUCCCUACAGGAUGUAGGCCAUGGCAGAAUUUUAAACAGCUUGAGCAGAGCAAAGUAAAAUUAUUUGUUGAAAUUUUAUAAUACGUAACUGUAAUUAGAUACAGAUGUAACAUUCUAAAGAAACAAACAGAAGACAUGGGAGUUUAUACCACUGACAUGUUACAUUCCAAUUUAGAUCCAGAAAAGAAUGGACUGUCAUUCUAGUCAUUUUUUUUAUGUCAGGUUUGAUGUGUCAUUCAUUUGUAAAGCAAUGAAAGUUAUGUCUCCGAUUUA
Messenger RNA from Macrobrachium nipponense, 2421 nucleotides. RefSeq names its product target of rapamycin complex 2 subunit MAPKAP1-like (gene Sin1). NCBI's taxonomy places the organism in Eukaryota, Metazoa, Arthropoda, Malacostraca, Decapoda, Palaemonidae. The record is from RefSeq and is a predicted model, not a curated record. The transcript is spliced from 11 exons. Gene Ontology annotation, cellular component: plasma membrane; TORC2 complex; cytoplasm. The coding region runs from base 595 to 1671 and encodes 358 amino acids. Gene Ontology annotation, molecular function: phosphatidylinositol-4,5-bisphosphate binding. Gene Ontology annotation, biological process: TORC2 signaling.